Fusarium fujikuroi IMI 58289 is the source of this 1002-nucleotide messenger RNA. RefSeq lists its product as uncharacterized. Lineage: Eukaryota; Fungi; Ascomycota; Sordariomycetes; Hypocreales; Nectriaceae. The transcript has 6 exons. Bases 1 to 1002 code for a protein of 333 amino acids. The record is from RefSeq and is a predicted model, not a curated record.
AUGUCUCAGCCUCCGACACCGUCUAGCGUUGAGACUGAUGAUUCAUGGCCUCCCUUCUCCGAGGCAGAAUUGCAGUGCUAUCAGAACUCGAUCGAGAAUUCCUCCACGUCCCCUGUCGAGGACGUGACUCUUGAGAAACAUGGAAAGACCCACGACGAUCUUUGUGCUGUAGAGACUGAAACCACUGCUGCCGAACAUGAAGCUCUCAAGCCUGGAACUUCAUCCGAGUCAGAAUUAAUGUCCACCUGGGGAUUCAUCGAGCGUUCUCCCAUGCCCCCUCCAAAGCCGUCCAAGUCCCUUCCCGACUUGACCGAGUUCGCCUCUCUGAAGGGGAGAAAACAGACUCACUCUGUUCGUUUUGCUGAGGAUUCUGAGAUCACCUCUAACAAAGCUAAAAGGCCUAAGCUAGGCUUCCUUGACGUAAGUCCCGCGGGUUCGUCGUGUGCGCCCUCAGCGAGGUCACCAACUUUGACUGAGUUGGUCAUCUAUCUGACAGACAAGCAUUUGGGCGUUGCCAAGCUUGGUCCAGAGAUGGAACCCAAGGCAGAUCCCAUGCGUAAUGAGAUUCUGGCCGUUUACAAUUCUACGCAGGAGUUGCAGAAGCAGUUUGAGAAGGAGCCCGGAUGUGAUACCACGGAUUUUACAUUCUUCCGGUGUCGGAUGAUAUGGUAUCUGCAGGAAGUGAUGUCGCUCCUAAUCACAGACCUCAGAUUCUUGGAACACGAGCCGGUUAUUGCCGAGAUGCUUCGCAAGCACCUUGUUAGAGAUCUCAGGCUUAUUCAAGCCAGGCUGAGUAUCCCAGAAAGCGAGAAGAAUUGUCAUCAACAGCUUCUCUCGAGCCUUGAGUCACGCUUAUCUGAGUUGGAGACCAAGGUGAAGGGACUAGGGGCCUGCCACGACCGCAAGGUUGUGGAGGUGCUUGAUGAUGAGGAUGAGACUUUGCUUGAGACUCAGAGUCAGAGUCAGAGUCAGACUGAAACUGAGAUUGAGGUUCAACCUUAG